AGGAAAUUGGGUAGAGAUGGGUAAGAAGAAGAAGGGAGGAAAUAAAUUGGCGCGAAUGUCGGAGGAGGAGCGAGCCCGAUACCUACAGCACAGAGCAGAUAUGGAGGAAGAGGCUAGGAGGCGUAAGGAGACCCUCAUAGCGCUCUAUAUGAAAAACAAAUUAAAGCGAGAGGAUGCUUUUACGAGGCUCAAUAUGGCAAAAAUUAACCAAGAAUGGCGAAGUAUUCUGCGUCAGCUGAAAUGUGAGGAACUGAAGGAGGAAAUUAAGUGCGUUGAAGUCUUCUGUGGAGAUUCCAUUGAGCACAAGAAUCAAGUCAUUAGACGCCUCCUGUGUGACCUGGAUGAGUCUGAAGAACUGUACUCUACCAUGCUCCAUGCACACGUGGAGAAUAUCGAGAGAAUAAUCACUCUUCACUCCGAACGUCUCAAGUUCUGGCACGAGUGGUACGUGACGGAGAAGCAAUCGAUGCUGGGCCGUUUCCAUGGGCAAAUGGCACGCUACCGUAUGCGCAAAGAUGCUGCCCAGGAAGACCUCGAGUGCAUUUGCUUCGCUCUCGACACUGAAAUUUCGCAUGAUGAACACAAUGCUGCUGAAGACCACAUUAAGCGUACCGAUGAUCUCAGGAAUACCAUGACAAUUCAUCUUGAGGAAGUGACAAAGGAUUGUGAACAAGCUAUGGAGAUACUCUGGACAGAUUUUCAGCAAGUGCUCAACACAUACCUUGCCUACACGCAAGAAUUUCAUGAUGAGUAUCUCGAUUUGAAACGACGCGAUGAGGAUGACACUAAACUCAUUCAGGUGCACUAUUUUGAGGUGGCCAGAAAUACAGAAGUUAUCGCUGAACUACGUUAUCAGCUCACGGCUGUCCGCGAAGAAAAAGACUUUACAGUGUCUCAAUUGGAAAAGUUUAAAAGAAAGCUACAGCAAAGGUAUGAUCACUCCAAAGCUGCUCUUGUGAUGGGGGCUAAGGAGGACAAGGACCGGAUUCGUCGUCUUGUGGUUGGUAGUUCUAAUGCCAUCCGCAAACUUCAGAAUGUCGUUAAAAAAGGCAAUAUUCUACUGCAAUUAGUGGAGAUUUGUGGGAAAUUGGAGACUGAAAGAGAAAAGGUCAUUCCAUUCAACAAUGAACCAACUAAGAAGUGGUCAGAUAUUGAGGAUACAAAGGAUGACUUCAAAAAUGUAAGAACUUAUAACUCUCUUUUAACUUUUUCUACUUUUUAUUUUUUAAUAUUUUUUAUUUAUUUCUUCUUUAUAGCAACUUUCAAAUUGUUCUCGAGAAUGGAGAACUUUUGGAUUCGGUUCAACCGAGCACGACUGGACUGUGCAUAUUUGCAGGAGGAGAGAGUUACGCUCCAGGAGAGCAAUCGCGCCCUAAAACAUCAAUUGCGGGAGUAUUUGGUGGCUGUGACUAUGAAGUCAACACGAUGCGGUGAUGCUCACCUCCUGGAGCGUCGUCCACGAAGUAUGAAGGUGGAGAAAGUGGUGCACAUUGAGUUACCCAGGCGGAAACUUCAUCCCAAGCUAAGGCGCCCCGUGACGUGCAUCGAGGGAAAUUUAAGCGUGGCUGUACGGAGUGAACGAUUGGUGCAGAGCAAAUUUAGACCACCACAGAUAUUUCCCGUGGUGAAUGGUCCAUGAGGUGGUGAUUGUUGAUGCCAACUCUUGGGCGGCUGGGGACACAAUAAGAGUUGCUUAAUUACAGUACCAGUGAAAGCACUGCAUAGGUCCGGGCUUUUGGCUAUUGAAACAGAAGAAUGCUCCUUUCUUGUAUGCUAGUCACGAUGUCAUUUAUUGACAAUCAACGUGCAUAUUGUGCUGCCUCAGG
This is a messenger RNA of Phlebotomus papatasi, 1826 nucleotides long. Its product is annotated as dynein regulatory complex subunit 2. Lineage: Eukaryota; Metazoa; Arthropoda; Insecta; Diptera; Psychodidae. The transcript is spliced from 4 exons. Gene Ontology annotation, biological process: regulation of cilium movement; axonemal dynein complex assembly; cilium-dependent cell motility. Gene Ontology annotation, cellular component: axoneme; axonemal dynein complex. The record is from RefSeq and is a predicted model, not a curated record. Bases 17 to 1639 code for a protein of 540 amino acids.